Amphiprion ocellaris (clown anemonefish) is the source of this 1140-nucleotide messenger RNA. RefSeq names its product spindle and kinetochore associated complex subunit 2 (gene ska2). The record is from RefSeq and is a predicted model, not a curated record. Gene Ontology annotation, biological process: cell division; mitotic cell cycle; chromosome segregation. The transcript is spliced from 7 exons. Bases 38 to 712 code for a protein of 224 amino acids. Gene Ontology annotation, cellular component: outer kinetochore; spindle microtubule. NCBI's taxonomy places the organism in Eukaryota, Metazoa, Chordata, Actinopteri, Pomacentridae. Gene Ontology annotation, molecular function: microtubule binding.
CAAUCACAGAGCGGCAUCAGGCUGAAAACUAUUCAACAUGGAGACAACAGUCGAAAAGCUCGAAGCGAUGUUCCUGAAGUCAGAGGCAGACCUGGAUUACAUUGAGAAGUGGCUGAAGUUGGACUUCAUGAACACUGCAGAGAAUGGAUGUCCAGUUGAGGAAAACCCGGUGGUGAUGCUGGAGAACUUGAAGGUUAUCAAGGCCAAGCACUCUGCGCUGUGCGCUCAGGUCAAGGACAUUGCUGCUGCACAGAAAGAAUCCAUGGACUCAAUCAGAAACAACCUCAACAGUGCCAUGGAGCUGAUCCAACACUUCCAACAGACUACUGAUGUGAAGGUUGAGGCACUGACCGUGUCAGAGACUAAUUCAGCAGCACUACUGGGUUCAGCUGUCUGUCACAACACAUCAGAGGAGUCCUCCGGUGUAGCAGCUUCUCGUAAACAGCAGUCACACAGCUGUGAUUAUGAGGAGCUGAGUGUAUCCAUGUUGGACACGGUUCCGCCCAGCAUACGCUCCAAUAUUGAGCUGACUGACCUCAAUGCAUUCUACAAACAGCUUCAGGAGCAUCUUAACAGAAGCAACAGUGGGUCGCUCAGUUUGCAUGAGAUGAAGCAGUUGAAAAUGAAGCCAAGUGAUGCCAAGCUGAAGAUCCUGCAACACCUCUCUUUAGUCGAGCUGGACAGGAAAGGCCUCCUUCGACUGGUUAUGUGAGGAAGAGCAACAGCUGUAAACUGCUUACAGAAUGGGUGCUUUUCUGUGGCUAUCUGAUUUGGCUGCUUCUAGAUCUCUUGAAGAAGCCUUGAGGGCACGGACAGAUCAGAUGCAUCCAGACCACCAGAUGUUUCUAAACACAUCAGUCAGCAACUGAUGUAAAUGGGACCACUAUUUCUAUCCUCUUCCAGGUCAUAGUUCUGUUUUAACUUUGUCUUCUUUGCUUCCUGCCUGUGUUUCCAAAGCUCUCCUCAUUAUUGAUCGCCUUCCACUGCAGCUACACUGUGAAAAGUGUGGCUUUAUGGCCUGUCGAAACUGCAUGUCAGAUGGCCAAAUGGCUUAAAAAAAGCCCCACCAUCUGUCGGGUAGUAGAUAACUGUAUUGCACAUUGUCUGUAACUUCAAAGUAUUAAACCAUUUCUUAUUGCA